Gracilinanus agilis (Agile Gracile Mouse Opossum) is the source of this 729-nucleotide messenger RNA. RefSeq lists its product as uncharacterized. Bases 1 to 726 code for a protein of 241 amino acids. The record is from RefSeq and is a predicted model, not a curated record. Lineage: Eukaryota; Metazoa; Chordata; Mammalia; Didelphimorphia; Didelphidae. The transcript is spliced from 3 exons.
AUGGAGCCUAUAUUUUACAUGCUGAUUUUUACCUUCGUGAUCUUUGGGAAUUCAGAGGGUUUUCAGAUUAUCCACGUUCGGAAACAACAAUGCCUUUAUGAAAAUAAGAGAGUAUCUGUGGCCUUGUGCAAUGUGACCAGUCAAAAUCAACAGUGGAUGUGGACAGAGGAUGAAAAACUUCUCCAUGUUAAAUCUUCCCAGUGUCUGGGCAUCUCCUCCUUAGCUUACCGUUCUCCAGCUGCCAUCUUCCUCAACUGUUCUCAGGCACCCACAUGGAACUGCCAUGAUAAAGAAGGAUUCCUGGAGGUCACAAAUUCCUCCUUCUUCCUCAAGAAGCAAGGCAACAGGGUAGUGGUCAAGAAGGACAGAAAAUACCUCGAUAGCUGGAUGAAAAUAGAUGUCAAUGAGAAAGGAGAAUCUACCAAUGAAAGUCUGUGCUUAAAGAAAGCUCCCCAGGGUGGAGAAGCUUUAGCAAGGAUCACUAGAAACACCACUCCUCCAAAGAUCACCAUCACCACAAAUGCUGUUACCUAUAACCCCAAGAAUCUGCUUCGAAAUGUCACAGAGGUCCUCACAAGGGAGGCCACAGAAAAUUACCAUAUAAGCAGCACUGGGGAUCCUCAUGUGCAGAUGACCGGGAUUACAGAGAAGCCUUGGACACAGACGACUACCCAGCAGUAUCCCAGCACCCCGGCAGAGGUAAGGCAAAGAAAAAAAAGUUUUUAGUAU